ACGUAAACAAUUCGAACUUCGCUGCCAAAUGGGUUUGGAAAUUCUUUGCAUAAAUAGCUGAAACGUGUCGCUGCGAAGAUGGCCGAUACGGGGGAAGUGCCAGUAGGGGUCUACCUGAAUAAAUGCUGCCGAUUAUGCUUGGUUGCGGAUGAGAAGCAGCAGUACGGGAAUAUCUUCAAACGCAACCUACCAACAAAGAACAGCGUGUCCAUCGCCGAAGCUUUACAACAGGUCACCGGGCUGGAUGUUUCCAGUGAUACUCGCCUGCCGGAGCGAAUCUGUGACGAUUGUUGCAGGAAGCUGGAGGACGCGUUCCAUUUCAUCAAUGAAGUUGUCAGUAACAACGUUGUCCUGAUAGAUAUGGUCAACUCCGAAACGAUUACUAGAGAGCAAACUGCCGGGUUCGUCCUCGAACUUGGGGACAAUAGUGAAAGUGAACCACCCGGGGGGACGGCCCCGGAAGUUCCAGCUCGAAAGCAAAGGGAAAAGACGCCCGGUUCCGUUGAUGGCGAAUCUAGCGGGACAUGUUCCGAUGGGGAACUGAAUGCUGACGAACUGGAUGCGGUUAAUUUGAUACUUAAGAAUUUUUCCAAUCAGCCUGAUAAGAAAUCUAGGGCAUCAUACGGUAAAACACAAGCAAAGACACAUAAGUGCGCCCAGUGCGAAAAAGUGUUCCACAAGAAGUCGAAUCUCAUCGAUCACGAGCGGCUCCAUUCGCAAACGAAGCUGUUCCAGUGCGAGUACUGUGACAAAUCGUUUGUGCAAUCCGGCAACCUGAACCAGCACUUACGAACGCAUACGGCAGAGAAACCGUACAGUUGCAACGUUUGCUCGAAGACAUUCUCGCAAUCGGGCGCCCUCAAAACGCACAUGAACAUCCACCUCCAACUGCGUCCGUUCGAGUGCAGCAAGUGCAGGAAAGCGUUCACCAGCAGCUCCGAUCUCCACAAGCAUAUGUACACGCACGAUCGCAAGAAACGCUUCUGUUGUCCCAUGUGUAGCGAUCGUGUCUUUACCCAGAAGGUGCACCUGCGGAUGCAUCUGACAAGGAUGCACCCGCGCUGCAAUGUGGAAGAGAUGGUGACGCGCGGAACGAUGAAAAACAACGGUGUCUCGCAGCCAACGCCGCCACGAAAUCUAAAUCCUACUCCCACCCGGCUGCCUGGAUGAGUGAGUUCGGAUACCAACGGCAAAACGGAAUAAUAAUAAAGAAAAAUGCAUAAUUCCAA
Messenger RNA from Anopheles aquasalis, 1229 nucleotides. RefSeq names its product zinc finger protein 878-like. The record is from RefSeq and is a predicted model, not a curated record. Gene Ontology annotation, cellular component: nucleus. Gene Ontology annotation, molecular function: zinc ion binding. Lineage: Eukaryota; Metazoa; Arthropoda; Insecta; Diptera; Culicidae. Gene Ontology annotation, biological process: regulation of gene expression.